Molecule: messenger RNA, 2216 nt
Organism: Oncorhynchus masou masou (cherry salmon)
Lineage: Eukaryota; Metazoa; Chordata; Actinopteri; Salmoniformes; Salmonidae
Product: histamine H2 receptor-like
Exons: 2
Coding region: 36-1085 (349 amino acids)
Biological process (GO): G protein-coupled receptor signaling pathway, coupled to cyclic nucleotide second messenger; chemical synaptic transmission
Cellular component (GO): plasma membrane; dendrite
Molecular function (GO): neurotransmitter receptor activity; G protein-coupled serotonin receptor activity
Source: RefSeq, a predicted model, not a curated record
UGGACCUUGUGACCUAGUGCAGGGGGAGGGACACCAUGAUCUCCACGGCACUCCGUUGGCUGUUUCUGGUGUCCUUCAUCGUGGUGACCAUCGGCGGGAACGUGCUGGUGUGUUUGGCCGUGGUGCUCAGCCGCCGUCUGCGCCGCAUUGCUAACUGCUUUGUUGUGUCGCUAGCUGUGACGGAUCUGUUGUUGGGCCUGCUGGUGCUGCCCUUCUCUGCCACCCUGGAGCUGCGGAGUGGACACUGGCCCCUGGGGGGCACCCUAUGUAACAUCUAUGUGUCUCUGGAUGUGAUGUUUUGUACGGCCUCCAUUCUGACUCUGCUGGCCAUCAGUGUGGACCGUUACCUGGCCAUCUCAGCCCCACUCUGCUACCCCCGCAGGGUCACCCCUCCCCGAGUAGCCCUGGCCAUCACCACCAUCUGGGUCACUUCCCUGGCCAUGUCCUUCCUCCCCAUCCACCUGGGCUGGAACACGGCUGACUUCAGGGUGCAGAACCUGGACUGGGGCAUUUGGGACGAGGUGGAGGAGGGACGCACCUGCCGCUUUGAGUGGCAUAAUAACUACGUGCUCCUAGAUGCCUUUGGCACCUUCUACCUCCCACUACUGGUCAUGUGCGGGAUGUACCACUGCAUCUUUCAGAUAGCACGCAAACAGGUACGGCGUAUCCGAGCUGCCACACCCUCAUUCGCCCCCACAGCAUCAGCGGCGGCCACAGCGCGGGAGCACAAGGCCACAGUGACUCUAGCAGCAGUCCUGGGGGCCUUCAUUAUCUGCUGGUUCCCCUAUUACACCUUCUUUACCUGCAUGGGCAUCGGGGCAGAGACUAACCCCCCUACUACUGCCCACUCUGUGGUGCUGUGGCUGGGCUACUUUAACUCCGUUGUCAACCCCAUCCUGUACCCGGCCUUGAAUAGGGACUUCCGCAGAGCCUAUGGGGAGCUGCUGUGCUGCAGGGGGCCGCGGUGGAGACACAUAUCCACAACUAUCUGCGUGUCCUUGCAGAAACAAGUGCCCCUCUCUAGCGAACACAGAGACACUGAUCUGACCAAUGGCCACACUGACACCCUCACUAAAGACAAUUAGCCAGAGGGAAAGAGCCUCACCUCUCAGAAGAGCAAUGGCAGCAACAUUGCUGACCAGACCUGGUAAAAUACACAAUGGAUAGGGACUAGGUAACACAUACAGGGCACUUUAUAAAGGUGAAUGAGGGACCGUUGUGCAGGAGCUAGUACAGUAUGAUAUAAAAUGGCUGAUACGUUAUCUACCACCUGCUUCUAAAACAAAGGAGAACAAACCCAUACCGAGAAGAUAAAGAGAACAUAGCCGAGUCAAUAUUAACUGUCUAAAUAGCUGUGUCCGUGCUGAUCAUUUCUCAGCUAACUGAGGGAGACAUAGGCAGUUAAAUGUUUUGGUGAUCCUCUCUGUUGCAGACCCACUUGUGGUGAAUUAGUGACUAACCUGGAUGGAUUUACUUGAGUGUAUAUGUGUGUUCAUCCCUAAAAGGUACAGAAUGUCCAGUCAGAGCUACAGUAUGUUGGAUGGCUUCCAGGAGGUUGGCGGAGGGGAUACAAGGACAUCUGGAUGUGUCAUCCAGGCAUCCUGGCCCCAUAUGGGAUACCUGUCCACCUUUAAAUAAUGUACCCCUGCAUCAACAGCCAGUUGAUGUAGUUCCACUGGGCAUAGGUUCCCUCACGUCAGUGGUUUCUAAACCUUUUGGUGUCGUGACAUCUUCCUAUGGUCCUCAGAUUAACAUAACUGUUUCCUGCCACAGCCGACAGCCCAAUCUGUGACGCAGUAGAAAUAACUGACCUACUGUUUGACAAUUAUUAGCUCACAUCAACCCAACAACCCCCACAUUCACAUGUGCUGCCAAGAUACACUCACCUGUGCUGCUAUUAUAUGGCAUGUGACAUUCACACCAUGAGACAUUACUGUUGACUGUUUAUCAGAAUGUAGUGUAAUUUGCCCACUGGAUUUGUAGACUUUGUUUCUGUCUGACCAUGUGACCUCAUAUUGUACAUACAAUAGUUCAUAAUAUAAGUGAAUGACAUUUAUCAAAAAGUCCCCGCACAAUCAAAUACUCUCAUUCACACUCAGACAAUUGCAAACUAUGUACUUUGUCUGCAAUGACUUCUAUAAAUGACAUGUCCCUGCCCUCUAGUGACUAAAUGUGUCAUCACACUCACCCUCACAAGAAGAGGUGACAAAAUCAAU